This is a messenger RNA of Thlaspi arvense, 1620 nucleotides long. NCBI's taxonomy places the organism in Eukaryota, Viridiplantae, Streptophyta, Magnoliopsida, Brassicales, Brassicaceae. The record is from the annotation of a GenBank genome assembly.
AUGGCCAGUAAUAAGGAUAGCGUUAAUCUCUCGCGCACGUUCAAGUAUUUACUAGCUACGCAGUUUCUUUCCAGAGGCAUCCCGUUCAUAUUCAAUUCCUGGAUCGUGAGGCAUCUCACCGAACAAGACUAUGCGCUCUACGCGGUCCAGUUCCAUCUUUUUGUUACCUGCGUCUUGUUUCUCAGCCGGGAGGGAUUCCGGCGUGCUUGCUUGCGGGCUGACAUUAACAGUGAUGGUCUUGUAUCAAAGAACGAUGAGUCUAAGUUACUGAAAGUGGCAUGGGUGACAUUUCCACUCGGAAUAGCCAUUACUAUUGCAGCAUGCAUCUUUGUGUUAUGGUGGCAGAACCUUAGUUACUCCGACACAUAUGCACAGGCUAUCUUGAUUCACGGAUUUGCAUGUGUACUGGAGCUAAUGGCUGAGCCUUUGUAUAUCCUCUCACAGACAUUGAUGUAUCUGAAAUUGCGACUGGUUGUUGAGACCGUUGCUACAUUUUCACGCUGUGUAACUUUGUGCUUUCUCAUAGUCAAGCAAACCAACAUGGAAAAAGGGAUAAUCUUUGCACUGUCACAAGUUGCAUAUGGAGGUUGCUUAUUUCUUGGGUACUGGGCUUUUUUUCUCAUUCAUGGUGUUUUCAAAAUUUCAGAUCUCUUUCCUUUCAGACCUGGGAAGCUCUUCGAUUUCGAUAAGCAGCUCUCGAACAUGUGUAUGAUAUUUACUUUUCAGUCCUUCCGAAAGUUGAUCCUUCAAGAAGGCGAAAAAUUGGUCCUUGUAUGGUUAGAUACACCUUACAACCAGGCUGUAUAUGGGAUCGUCGACAAACUAGGCAAGCCUCUUUGGAAGUUUAGUAGUACGCAUGGUGUUUCUCCCUUUCGAAGAAAGUUCAUACACUACAUUUGCCAGGUUCGCAUCAGGUUUAUUUCUCUCCUGAGUUCAAUGUGGUACAGUGAUGAUAACCAGCAAAAGAGAAAGAAACUCGGAAUUUGCCUGACCGAGGCCUUGAAGCUUGUAAUAUUAAUAGGUCUGAUAUUUAUGGCAUUUGGCCCGAGUUAUUCAUACUCUCUCAUCAGAUUGUUGUAUGGUGAAAAAUGGAGCGAUGGAGAAGCUUCCUUUGCACUACAGUUUUAUUGUAUCUACAUCAUCGUCCUGGCCAUGAAUGGUACCUCGGAAGCAUUUUUACAUGCAGUUGGAACAGAGAAUGAACUGAAGCGCUCAAACGACAUGCUGCUUGUAUUUUCACUGAUUUACAUCACAUUGAAUAUUCUGCUAAUAAAAUCUGCUGGAGCAAUAGGUUUAAUCUUGGCGAAUUCCUUGAAUAUGAUUUUUAGGAUCAUCUAUUCAGGACAAUUCAUCCAACGUUACUUCCAGGAAGGCGAUUCUUCUUCAUUUUCGUUCCGAAAGUGUUUUCCUUCAGGUUGGAGAAUUCUUAUACUCUCGUGCAUAAUCACUCUCAUCUCAGAGAAAACCCUUCUCAACCAUAAGAAUUUCUGGGCAACAUUUCCUCUCCAUUUCGCCAUCGGUUUCCUCUGCUUUUGUCUCUCAGCCAUCUUCAUAUACCGGCGUGAGAGUCUGUUCAUCAAGAGAAUCAUACGCUUCAGGAAUCACGAUCAUGACGACUGA